AUGAUAACAAAGCCUAUAGUUGGUUUGCCACCAAGUUUAGGCUUACAGAUGCUUAAGCAACAGAGCCUCUGUGCAUCAGGUUCUCCAAUUACUCUCUCCGUUCUUUGUAUCCACUGUUGUAUCUGCGUGGCUAUUCCUGAAUGGCUGCCCCGUAAGGCCAUUGGUUUACGGACUCCCCAAGUUGUCCAACCAACUUACCUUCCAAUACACUUCCACCAUACACCUCGCGCCUCCUCCCAACACCCAAUCUCCGUCACUAGCCGCCCAUCAACCAUCGCCACCAGUAACAACCACUUAAUCCAAUCCCUCUGCAAAAAGGGCAACCUUAAACUAGCUCUUCAAGUCCUUGCUCACGAGCCCAACCCCACCCAGCACACUUACGAACUUUUAAUAAUCUCUUGUGCCGACCAAAGCUCUCUGUCCGAUGCCCAAACCGUUCACAACAAACUUAUCGGUGAUGGGUUCGAGCAAGAUUCUUUUUUGGCCACUAAACUCAUCAACAUGUACUGUGAAUUGGAUUGUAUGGAUCAUGCACGCCAGGUGUUUGAUAAAAUCUACAAUAGAACCAUAUAUGUUUGGAACGCACUCUUUCGGGCUUUAACCUUAAAGGGUCAUGGUGAAGAGGUGUUAAAUUUGUAUCGGAGAAUGAAUCAAACUGGAAUCGCAUCUGAUAGAUUUACGUAUACUUACGUGCUCAAGGCUUGUGUUGCUUCAAAGUCGUUUGUCUCGUUGCUUCAAGAGGGAAAGGAAAUUCAUGCCCAUAUUUUACGACAUGGGUAUGAGAGUUAUGUUCAUAUUAUGACUACUUUGGUGGAUGUGUAUGCAAGAUUUGGAUGUGUAGAGUAUGCAAGUUAUGUAUUUAAUAACAUGCCCGUGAAAAAUGUGGUUUCAUGGAGCGCUAUGAUUGCAUGCUAUGCAAAAAAUGGGAGGCCGUUUGAAGCAUUGGAGGUUUUUCGUGAAAUGAUGCUUGAGACCCAUGAUUUAUUGCCUAACUCGGUGACAAUGGUUAGUGUGCUUCAAGCUUGUGCGGCACUUGCUGCUCUUGAGCAAGGGAAGUUGAUACAUGGGUAUAUACUUAGGAAAGGUCUUGAUUCGAUUUUGCCUGUUAUUAGUACCCUUGUAACCAUGUAUGCAAGAUGUGGUGAUCUUGAAUUGGGGAGGCGCAUUUUUUGUCAAAUGUAUAAGAGAGAUGUUGUGUCUUGGAAUUCCAUGAUUUCGAGCUAUGGAAUUCAUGGGUUUGGAGCAAAAGCCAUUAAAGUUUUUAAAGAAAUGGUGUACCAUGGAGUCUCACCAAGUCCCAUAUCAUUUGUUAGUCUUUUGGGAGCUUGUAGCCAUGCAGGACUUGUUGAGGAGGAAUAUGGGAUAUACCCAAGUGUAGAGCAUUAUGCUUGUAUGGUUGAUCUUCUUGGCCGAGCCAAUCGACUAGAUGAAGCAGCUAAGAUUAUAGAAGGUAUGCGGAUUGAACCAGGACCUAAAGUUUGGGGUUCUCUUCUUGGAUCAUGUAGGAUUCAUUGCAAUGUCGAGCUUGCGGACAGGGCAAGCAGGAGGCUUUUUGAGCUUGAACCUGUAAAUGCUGGGAACUACGUACUUUUGGCCGACAUCUAUGCAGAAGCUAAGAUGUGGGAUGAUGUAAAAAGAGUGAAGAAACUUUUAGAGGCCCGGGGACUGCAGAAGGUACCCGGUUGCAGUUGGAUUGAAGUUAAAAGGAAAAUUUACUCACUCACAUCAGUUGACGAGUUAAACCCGCAGAUUGAACAAAUCCAUGCAUUAUUGCUGAAACUUUCAAUGGAGAUGAAAGAGAAAGGUUAUGUUCCUGAAACAAAAGUUGUGCUCUAUGAUCUUGAUACAGAGGAGAAAGAACGAAUUUUAUUGGGCCACAGUGAAAAACUUGCAGUUGCCUUCGGAUUGAUUAAUAGCAAUAAAAGGGAUGCUAUCAGGAUCACCAAGAACUUAAGAUUAUGCGAAGAUUGUCACACUUUUACAAAGUUCAUUUCAAAGUUUGCAGGUCGAGAAAUUUUAGUUCGGGAUGUGAAUCGCUUCCACCAUUUCAAAAAUGGGGUUUGUUCUUGUGAGGAUUACUGGUAACCUCGUAGCAAUAUUCUCAUCCUCAUUUUUUUGCCAUAAUUUUGUCCUGUGUACAGUCAACGUAGCUCUAUGAGUAAUCAUCUUACCAUCA
Ilex paraguariensis (yerba mate) is the source of this 2176-nucleotide messenger RNA. Lineage: Eukaryota; Viridiplantae; Streptophyta; Magnoliopsida; Aquifoliales; Aquifoliaceae. The record is from the annotation of a GenBank genome assembly.